CCCAAACCCUGUUUUGCGGCAGCAAUAUAAAACCUUACUCUACCAAACUCCUCUUUGUGUGUAUUCAAAGCAAAACCCUCACACACAGAGAGCCAUAGUUACCGAUGGCGCAGUCUCUGGAGUUUUUGCUGAUUCAAUUUCUCAUGCCAGACAACGACGCUCGCCGUCAAGCCGAAGACCAAAUCAAACGCCUCGCUAAAGAUCCUCAAGUCGUUCCUGCUUUGAUUCUUCACUUACGCACCGCCAAAACCCCUAACGUCCGUCAACUCGCCGCCGUUCUCCUCCGUAAGAAAAUCACCGGUCAUUGGUCCAAACUCUCUCCUCAAGAUAAACAGCUCGUCAAAGAUUCCCUCAUCCAAAGUAUCACCCUAGAACACAGUCCUCCUGUUCGGAAAGCGAGUGCGAAUGUUGUUAGCAUUGUUGCAAAGUACGCCGUUCCCUCCGGUAUGUGGCCAGAGUUAUUUCCGUUUCUCUUUCAUAGUAGUCAGAGUCCUCAAGAGGAUCAACGUGAAGUGGCAUUGAUUCUAUUUAGCUCUUUAACUGAAACAAUUGGGAAUGCUUUUCGGCCGCAUUUCGCAGAUCUGCAAGCUCUUUUACUUAAGUGUUUGCAGGAUGAGACUAGCAACCGGGUUCGAGUUGCUGCUCUCAAGGCGGUGGGAUCUUUUAUGGAAUUCACUCAUGAUGGGGAUGAAGUGAUUAAGUUUCGUGAGUUUAUUCCAAGCAUCUUACAUGUAUCAAGACAGUGCCUUGCCUCUGGAGAAGAAGAUGUUGCCAUAAUUGCUUUUGAAAUUUUCGAUGAGUUGAUUGAAUCUCCUGCACCUCUUCUUGGAGAUUCAGUAAAAUCCAUAGUACAGUUCUCGCUUGAGGUUUGCUCAACUCAAAGUUUGGAACCUAACACACGGCAUCAGGCAAUCCAGAUUAUUUCUUGGUUGGCAAAGUACAAGUCCAACAUUUUGAAAAAGCAUAAGCUGAUCCUCCCUAUCUUACAUGUUUUAUGCCCUCUGCUUGCUGAAUCAACCAAUGAAGACGAAGAUGAUGAUCUUGCACCUGAUCGAGCUGCUGCAGAAGUUAUUGAUACAAUGGCUUUGAACAUCCCAAAGCAUGUUUUUCCACCUGUUCUUGAAUUUGCUUCUGUAAGCUAUCAAAAUGCAAACCCAAAGUUUCGAGAAGCAGCUGUUACUGCAUUAGGUGUCAUUUCUGAAGGUUGUUUGGAACUCAUGAAAAAAAAUCUGGAGCCUGUUCUCCAUAUUGUCCUGGCAGCUCUCAGGGAUCCCGAACAAAUGGUCAGAGGAGCAGCUUCCUUUGCUUUGGGCCAAUUUGCUGAGUACUUACAGCCUGAAAUAGUGUCCCAUUAUGAGGGUGUCCUUCCCUGCAUUUUAAAUGCUCUGGAGGACGUAUCUGAUGAAGUGAAGGAAAAGUCAUACUACGCUUUGGCUGCUUUUUGUGAGAACAUGGGUGGUGAUAUCCUUCCUUUUCUAGAUCCGUUAAUGGGAAGACUGUUAGCAUCUCUCCAAAACAGUUCUCGCAUUUUAAAAGGAACAUGCAUGUCUGCUAUUGGUUCUAUUGCUUCUGCUGCAGAGCAAGCUUUCUUUCCUUAUGCUGAAAGGGUUUUAGAGUUGAUGAAAAACUUCAUGGUGCUAACUAAUGAUGAGGAUCUCCGUUCACGUGCAAGAGCAACGGAACUAGUUGGAAUGGUUGCAAUAUCGGUAGGGAAAACGAGAAUGGAACCAAUAUUACCUCCUUAUAUAGAAGCUGCAAUUGCUGGGUUUGGUUUGGAGUAUAGUGAGCUUUGGGAGUACACACAUGGUUUCUUCAGCAAUAUUGCUGAGAUUUUGGGUGACAGUUUCGCCCAGUAUCUUCCUCAUGUUGUGCCUCUUGCAUUUUCUUCCUGCAAUCUUGAUGAUGGCUCUGCGAUUGACAUUGAUGAUGGUGAUGAUGAAAUUGCCAAUGGAUUUGAAGGAGUUUCAUCUGACGAUGAAGCCCAUGACGAGCUAAGGGUUCGUAAUAUAAGUAUUAGAACUGGAGUGUUGGAUGAAAAGGCAGCUGCAACCCAGGCCCUUGGUUUAUUUGCACAGCAUACAGCCGUCUCUUAUGCUCCGUAUCCUUUGUUAGAUACGUAAACCUAGAAUGCUUUAGAUAAUAAAUUUUCGAGACUUGCAUUGUAAUUUUCCCAUAUGAAUUAAUCUGUGAUUUUUGUCUCUCUUCCUCUUUUCUCUCUUUCUCA
Messenger RNA from Lathyrus oleraceus (garden pea), 2224 nucleotides. RefSeq lists its product as uncharacterized. Gene Ontology annotation, biological process: protein import into nucleus. Gene Ontology annotation, molecular function: small GTPase binding. The record is from RefSeq and is a predicted model, not a curated record. NCBI's taxonomy places the organism in Eukaryota, Viridiplantae, Streptophyta, Magnoliopsida, Fabales, Fabaceae. The transcript has 10 exons. The coding region runs from base 105 to 2120 and encodes 671 amino acids.